AUGAACUCCAAACAUCCAAAGAGUAUAUUGAAAUUGAAAGACAGGAGAUCAAAAAGUAUCCAUAAAAAAGUACAUUUUGAGGGAGAGGCUGAUUUGAGUCAUCCACUUACUCAUAUGUACCACGAUCAGGCUUUAGAUGCAGUUAAGAAGCUAUGGAGCCUCAGGGAAAGUUCCAACUACAUAAUAGCAAAGGUGUCCGGCUACAAUAUAACAGAUGAGGAUUUUAAGUCACUAGCUUGUAGGAACUGGUUGACAGAUCAGGUCAUGGAUGCAUACAUCGCAUUUAUAGUUCAAGCUGAAAUUGAAAAGGGUAAACAGAUCACAAUGUACCCUUCACAAACCAUGACUGCUAUUAUGAGUGGUACUUUUUCAGUGGAAAAUUGUCGAAAGAAGCUAAAAGUGUUUGAAUGUGAAGCCAUAGUAGGAGCUAUUAUCAAACAUCAGCAUUGGACAUUAGUGAUUGUUGAACCAAAGAAGGGAUUUAUUUAUUUCUACAAUCCAUUGAAUGAGAGGAGGAUCCAAAUCAGGGACAUUCAAAGAAAUUGGUGUUCGUACAUGAGUGCAAGGAUGAUUGCUCUGAAUGAGCUGGAUAACAUGCAGUGGAAAGUGGAAACAAGAGAGCAUUCAAAGCAAACUGAUAGUUUCAAUUGUGGAGUGUAUUGCCUUAUGUUUGCUGAAAGACAUUUCAGUGGACAGCCCAUCUCGAACAUUACCAAUGCAGACUUGGACUUGAUGAGAAUCCGAAUUGCUACAGAUUUAAUGAUGUUUGAAGUGUACCUGACAGAACAUUGUCCUGCAUGUGGAUUUGUUACACGGAGAGAUAAUGAGAUGAAUUGUGAAGAAUGCACCAGACACUUUCAUAAAAAAAACCACUGUGUUGGGGAGGAAAACAUUUUUAAAAAAAGAAGCUUUAUCUGCAGGAUGUGUACCAUUCGAUUUUGGGUAUGUGACAUAAUGUGUAACAAAAUAUUACAAAUAAAUAUUUAUUCUGAAAUAUAUUCCACUGCAAUAUGA
Ostrea edulis (European flat oyster) is the source of this 1014-nucleotide messenger RNA. RefSeq lists its product as uncharacterized. Gene Ontology annotation, biological process: proteolysis. The record is from RefSeq and is a predicted model, not a curated record. Gene Ontology annotation, molecular function: cysteine-type peptidase activity. Lineage: Eukaryota; Metazoa; Mollusca; Bivalvia; Ostreida; Ostreidae.